Messenger RNA from Aspergillus caelatus, 1119 nucleotides. RefSeq names its product putative alpha/beta hydrolase. Bases 143 to 1063 code for a protein of 306 amino acids. The transcript is spliced from 6 exons. The record is from RefSeq and is a predicted model, not a curated record. Lineage: Eukaryota; Fungi; Ascomycota; Eurotiomycetes; Eurotiales; Aspergillaceae. Gene Ontology annotation, molecular function: catalytic activity. Gene Ontology annotation, cellular component: mitochondrion.
GUCCGAGUCUGGCAUAUUGUCCACCGCGAAUUGUCAUCUACUAUAUAAUUUCUCGACCAAUUACAACUAUCACUCACUUAAACUAGUGUGUGGAUCUGUUUGAUACUCCGUACGUUCUCCUCCAGGUGCGGUGCCAGUAUCCAUGCAUACCCCACGGGCCAUGGCUUCAAGACAGGCCAGGAACUACAUCAGGUGUAUAUAUACGCCAGCAAGAACGAGAACUUCAAGGGUCCCAUUGGCAUAUGAAUUACACACUCCUAGACACGCCAACCGUACACAAUCAGACUUAACUAAUCAGAAUCCAAUAAUAUUCCUGCAUGGGUUUCUCGGGUCCAAGCGCGAAAACAGGGGUGUGGGCAAGAGUCUGGCCCAGGAUCUGUCGCGACAAGUCUUCUGUUUGGAUCUUCGAAACCAUGGAGAUUCCGGUCACCACCCAAAGCAUGACUAUAUGGAAAUGGCAAUAGACGUUGAACAUUUCAUCAGAACCCACGGACUGAAUAAUGCCACAUUGAUUGGUCACUCGAUGGGGGCCAAAACCGCCUUGACGCUUGCCCUUCAGUCGCCAGAUCUGAUAUCCAAGGUCGUCGCUAUCGACAACUGUCCCAUCCACCUAGGCUUGACGGAAGAGUUUCCGAGAUAUCUCAGAGCUAUGGAAGAAGUACAGGAUGCACGAGUCAAAAGUCAUCAAGAAGGGGACAAGAUCUUGAGCAAACAUGAGGAGUCUCCGUCCGUGCGAUUAUGGUUACUGAGUAAUUUUGUUCGAGAACGCGACUCCCCGCAUCUGAAGCUUCGUGUUCCUUUGGAUGUCCUGACGACUGCUAUCGGUCCGUUGGGAGAUUUUCCACACAAGGGCAAACCUGUUCAGUUCCCCAAACCCGCGUUGUUCCUUCGAGCCCUGCAGAGCCAUUAUAUACCUGAAAGCUCAUUCCCCGUUAUUUCGUCUUUCUUCCCUCGAUCGCGCAUUGUGAAUAUAGAUUGUGGACACUGGAUUGUUCAGGAACGGCCUGAGGAAUUCAGACAGGCUGUUGUCCAGUUCUUGCAGGAAAAGGACGAAGUUGAUUAGCCUGUGAAUUGCGAUACGACAUUAGCUUUUAAUAUCCAUUUGUCUUCAUCGGGGAA